AUGUGUUUCUCUGUAAAUGAAACUGCUUUUCUUGGCCUACAGAUCUUGACGCAACAACUGAUUCAUUCUUCAACUGUGGACGAAUCUGAGCAUCAGGACCCGAGCAACAGAAACAUGCAGUGGAAGUGGAGGCACUGCUGUACAAGCAUAGCUGGAUUUCUAGUUUUGCUCUUGUGUGUGGGAGUGUUCCUCAUCGUCAGCGAACACAGCCUGCUGGCAGGAAAGAAGAGCCACCAGGAGUACGGUGUAACUCACAUACCACCAAGGUCUGAGGGAAACCUCAGCUCCAUUCUGGAAGACUCCUCCCAGCAAGGGCUGAAGAACUCUGUGGAAUCUAAUGCCAGUUUAAGCAAGGAGGUAAGAGCAGGUAAUAUCCCUACGAUAGAACCCUACAACUACAUUAUCAAUGAAGAAGACAAGUGUCAGGAAAAGAAUCCUUUCUUAGUGUUACUGAUUACCGUUGAGCCCCAGAAUGUUCAAGCCAGGGAUGCCAUUAGGCAGACGUGGGGGAAUGAAAGCGUGGCUGAGGGCUUGGGAUUUGUGCGGCUCUUCCUUUUCGGCAUGACAGAAGGACUUACCAGCCAACUGCAGCGCUCCAUAGAGGCAGAGUCUCAACAGCAUCAUGACAUUAUCCAGCAAAAGUACAUAGACACAUAUUACAACCUUACCAUCAAAACACUGAUGGGAAUGCAUUGGAUAGCAACGUACUGCCCUGGGGCCAGUUAUGUCACGAAGACAGACAGCGACAUGUUUGUCAAUACAGAAUACCUCAUCCAAAAACUUCUCAAUCCAAACCUUCCGCAAAAACGAAAGUAUUUCACUGGGUAUCUCCUGCGUGGUGAGCCCCCACAUAGAAACAAAGACAGUAAGUGGUACAUGUCGCCGGAGCUGUACCCCGACCACGUGUACCCUACUUUUUGCUCAGGAACUGGAUAUGUCAUCUCAGGCGACCUGGCAGAGCUGAUCUACAGGACUUCUCUGAGCACACGAAGGCUGCAUCUUGAGGAUGUUUACGUAGCGAUCUGCUUGGCAAAACUGAGGAUAGAACCAGUUCCUCCGCCCAACAAAUCCCUAUUCAAUGUCAACCGGGUCCCAUACUCCAGCUGCAAGUACAGCAAUCUGAUAACCUCUCACGGGCUCCUUCCUGCUGAGAUAAUAAAGUACUGGCAGGACCUACAGAGCAACAAGCACAAUGCCUGCGACAAUACAGAGUAAAUCGACAAAGUUCGCAGGCUUUGCCAAA
Messenger RNA from Colossoma macropomum (tambaqui), 1243 nucleotides. RefSeq names its product beta-1,3-galactosyltransferase 2-like. Gene Ontology annotation, molecular function: N-acetyl-beta-D-glucosaminide beta-(1,3)-galactosyltransferase activity. Gene Ontology annotation, cellular component: membrane. Lineage: Eukaryota; Metazoa; Chordata; Actinopteri; Characiformes; Serrasalmidae. The record is from RefSeq and is a predicted model, not a curated record. The transcript has a single exon. The coding region runs from base 1 to 1215 and encodes 404 amino acids.